Molecule: messenger RNA, 318 nt
Organism: Linum trigynum
Lineage: Eukaryota; Viridiplantae; Streptophyta; Magnoliopsida; Malpighiales; Linaceae
Source: the annotation of a GenBank genome assembly
AUGCCACAAGAGAACAAGCAGGCUGGGGGAGGAAAGAAAAAUGAUGAUGGUCAGAGGAUUGUAAAGAAUGAGGGGAAGAAGGGUAGGAACCAGAAGAAUGGGACGGAGUCCAGGAUGAGGGAAGGAACAGCGGGGGGUGCAAGGAAGGAGGCGGACCAUUUGCCUUCUAAUAAGGCAGGAAGUGGUGUUUCAAAAAAUGGUGAAGCGGUGUUGAGCCCGGGGAAGCAGCCAGUAGGGGGAGGAGCUAGUAAAGCACCGGUAGCUGUUAACGUCACUAGUAAAGGUGUGGGGAACCUAUCCCCUUCCGGUAAUAAAUGA